CCACGACAGAACAGCAGCGACACCCCCUGCAAGGCAAACGUGUGGAUGAAGCCGCGCCCUGUCCAAUCACCACGUGCCCGGUGCUCGCGUGCUGACGCUCUCCAACAUGGCUGCGGACCUCCGCUUGUCGGUCCCACAACGGACGACCUCCGCUGCACGUCGGCUGUCUCGGCGAAUGAACUAUGACAGAAGGAACGAAAACCACCCCAUACAGCAAGUCUCAAGAAGAGCAAGUCGUCGCCCUGCUGAAGGAGAAGAAAGAAAAGACGGAGAAGAAGGAGUUGAUAAAGAAGGCAAAGAUGUUGGCCUUCAUGGAGGAGCAGAAGGCCAAACAGAAGCAAAUGGAGGAGGAGACGAAAAAGUGAAAGAAAGAGGAGGAGGAGAAAAUGGUGGCGAUAGAACGGCAAGUGGCAGUGCAAGGCAUUCGGGAACUGUUGCAGCCCCGAAUUCGGACCCAGCAACCGCUGGUCCAAGCUGCAACUUUCCUUACAUGGAUAGAAAGGCGGCGCAGAUUCCGUCUAAGUAUGACGGAAAGGACGACAUCGAAUCUUGGAUCAGCUCCAUGCGAUCCUACUCUGAUGUGUUGGGGACACUCCCAGUUACUCAAUCGUCGGUCCUUGGGACCAAUGUGGAACCCGCCGUAAGAGGAUUCUUGGAAAUUCAAGCUAAGAUCCCAUCAGAAGUUUGCAACCUUCUCAACCGAUUUCCUGAAGUCUUGCUCGAACCGCAUGGAGUUCCCAUGCGUCCGGUCCGACACAAGAUCGAGUUGAUAGAAGGUAGCACUCCUCCAAAAGGUUGUGUCUAUCGAAUGGGCUCACGCGACUUAGAAGAGUUGCGUAGACAGAUUGAUGACAUGAUUGGGAAAGGAUGGAUCAAGCCAAGCGAAUCCGAAUUCGGUGCACCGGUUCUGUUUGUCCCUAAGAAAGGAGGCAAACUACGGAUGUGUAUCGAUUACCGCGGGCUGAAUAGAAUAACAAGAAAGAAUGCAUAUCCUUUGCCGCGUAUUGAUGAAUUGCUUGAUGUUGCAAGUGGGUGCAAGGUCUUCAGCAAGAUCGAUCUCAAGUCAGGCUACCACCAGAUUGAAGUCGACCCUGCAGACCAGCACACAACUGCAUUCAAAACUCGCGAUGGGUUGUAUGAGUUUACCGCCAUGCCCUUCGGCCUUACGAAUGCACCGGCCACCUUUCAAAGUCUCAUGGACAAGGUGUUCCACAAUCAGAUCAACCGAUUUGUUGUUGUGUAUUUGGAUGACAUACUAAUCUUCAGCAAGUCGAUGGAGGAACACGUGAGACACCUUGACGAAGUGUUACAAAUCCUCAAGGAUGCGCAGCUCCAUCUCAACUUGGAGAAAUCUGAGUUUGGGAGGGACAGCGUCAUCUACCUUGGACAUCGAUUGUCUGCUGCAGGCCUAGAGCCCGAGGCAACCAAAGUUGAGGUCAUCCGUAACUGGCCUCAACGGGCCAAUGUCCGCGAGUUGCGUUCUUUUCUUGGCCUUGCGCCGUACUACCCUAAGUUUGUACCCAAAUUCUUUAUCAUCGCCCGUCCGCUGUCCAAGUUGACAAGUAAGAAUGUGUCUUACACAUGGGAUGGGGAAUGCACAACAGCCUUCCAAGCAUUGAAGGAGGCUUUGAUUGGCUGGGAUCUAGUCAAGCUGGGGGCACAAGACCUCCCGGGUGGAUCGGGUGGCAAAAAGACCACCGGCCGCAAACGAUUUCCAGGCAGCAACCAUUUUGCAGCGUACGAUCUACUUGAGGAUGACGAGGAGACCUUCACAGAGGAUCCUUCUCUUGAUGACGAUCAAGAGCAAGGCUGCGAGGCAUCUUGCUCUUCGUCAGCCCAUGAGUCUGAGUAUGUGAAUGAUGAUGAAUCUAUGAAUGCCUUCUAGAAGACUGCCUUCAAAAAGCUGAGUCCGGUUAGGUUUGAGAGGACCUCAUACUUAGUCGGUCCAGAAUGUGUGGUUGGAUCAGAUCUCUCUGAUCUUUAUUUCUUUUGUUGUUUUGACUGGUCUCCAGUCCAAAUGAAUUGCCACUCCGACU
This is a messenger RNA of Chara braunii, 2036 nucleotides long. The record is from the annotation of a GenBank genome assembly. Lineage: Eukaryota; Viridiplantae; Streptophyta; Charophyceae; Charales; Characeae.